GGUGAACAAGUGAAGUAGAAGUACAACGAUCAACAUCGCUGGCAUAACUUUCCACGGGAAUUACCUGCAAACUGCAAGAUAGGAAAGAGUAAAAUUAAGAUAGGAAGCAACCCACAGAGAACGACGUCCGGACUGGAUAAACUGAUCAGCUGCAGAGACCUACGCCACACUACACUACAGAUAUGGAGAAACAGAAACAGAAGAGUGCCGCCGUGGUGGGAGGUGGUCUGGUUGGGGCCAUGAAUACCUGCUACCUGUCCAGCCGAGGCUUCAAGGUGGAUCUGUACGAGGCCAGACCAGAUAUUCGUACUAUGGAGAUUGUACGAGGCCGUAGCAUCAACUUGGCACUGUCCUACAGAGGAAGGCAGGCCCUGAAGAAAGUUGGGCUGGAAGAUCAGGUUGUUCAGGACGGCAUCCCCAUGUAUGCCAGGAUGAUCCAUGACCUGAAUGGGACCCUGAGACCCAUACCGUACGGCAAGUCUGAUCAGUACAUCAUGUCUGUGGACAGGAGGAAGCUGAAUGAAACACUUUUAACAGCUGCAGAGGAAAGGCCUGAUGUCACUCUGCAUUUUCAACACAAGCUGGUCAGCUGUGACCUUGAAAAAGGGAAGUUGACUUUCAAAAUAGAACCUGCUAACGGUGAUGACAGUCUUGACCAGACUUACCAGAGGAACGGUGGAGAGGAUGUACAUGUGGAGGUGACGACAGACCUGAUCAUGGGAAACGAUGGGGCGUACUCUGCCAUCAGGAAACACAUGGUGAAGAGACCCAGGUUUAACUACAGCCAGGAGUACAUCCCACAUGGGUACAUGGAGCUGACUGUACCACCUCACAAUGGGGAGUUUGCAAUGGCCAUCAACUAUCUCCACAUCUGGCCUCGGAAUGAGUAUAUGAUGAUUGCUCUACCAAAUCAGGACAAGUCCUUCACCCUGACCCUGUUCAUGCCCUUUGACAUGUUCGAGCAGCUGAAGACAGGAGAUGAUGUCGUCAAGUUCUUCAUGGAGAAAUUCCCGGAUUCCGUCCCGCUGAUCGGAGAGGAAAGCCUUAAGGAAACCUACUUCAGACUGCCUCCUCUGCCACUGGUUUCUGUCAAGUGCUUCCCAUAUCAUGUAUCCGACAAGGCAGUUAUCAUGGGAGAUGCCGCCCACGCCAUGGUGCCCUUCUAUGGGCAGGGGAUGAACUGUGGAUUUGAGGACUGUCUGGUGUUUGAUGAGAUAAUGGAGAAACUUGACAGUGAUUUGAGCAAAGUCCUCCCAGAGUACUCCAUGUACCGAUCACCUGACGCUCACGCCAUCAACGACCUGGCCAUGUACAACUACAUCGAGAUGAGGAAGUCGGUGAACUCCAGGUGGUUUUUGAUGAGGAAGAAGGUGGACGCCUUCCUGCAUGCCAUCAUGCCCAGGGUCUUCAUCCCCCUCUACACCAUGGUUUCUUUCACCAGAAUCAGGUACCAUGUUGUCAUCAACAAGGCAAAGAAACAGGAUGUGCUGGUAGACAACUCUAUCCAGGCCCUGAUGGCCCUGGCUGCUGUGGGAGGGGGGUACUUUACUGCUGUUGCCAUCAGCCGACACCUCGACUCUAUUCCAGGCUGGCUUCGGGACUCUGUGUGGGGGUUUUUGAGAGGGGAUUUUGCUGUUUGAAAUACUAGUAGAUGCCCAAUAGAACAUGUUUCAAUGGGAAAACAUAGAUUAGGGUGGGAGGUAGCCACCUGCUAACAGCAUCAUUGAUUGAAUUCAGACUCAAGUAGGUGUUUCUUACUCCUUACCUUGUCUUACAAAAACUACAGUGAAGUGGCUGUAGCAUUAUGUGAGCCAUAGCAAACCCAUGCCACAUUGCCCUAUUCCUACUACCAAAGUCUAGCUUCUUGAAAAACAUCGCCUCAGUUGAGGAUGACUGCUUUACCUUCACCUUCCUUACCUUCAAUAGAGAGAUCCCAUAGCCCUGCCCACCUAAGUCUAAUGUGGAAAUAAAAGAAUUAGAAAUUUAGCUGAGGUGCAGACACUUUCUUAUUGGCUGAUUCACUAAUCUUGAUUUGCUGUAAUAUAUUCUGUUGCGUCUAAAUUUCCAAGCACACCAGUAGUUUAACAUCUGACUAGCUCGCGUAGGGUGCAUUGGCUGUAGGUCUGAUCAAAGCUUGUGUUAUUUUCUUGUUUCCAAAUAUUAUUUAAAUGUGCCAACGGUAACUGUUGCGACUGGUGUAUACCAUACUAGUUUAGAUUGUACCACAACUGGUACUUAAGCAAAGCUCCUGUUAGUCUAGUAAUGUAACAGUAAAGACGUAAUGUGUAACUAUGUACUUCACAUAUGAAGUUAAAGUUCUUAGUAACUGUUACUCAUUCCAUGGAAAUUAGGUGGCAGAACUAAAAUGAUGUACUGUAGUCUGUCAUGGAAGAGUAAAUACCAAUGUGCUUUGAAUUAAAUAAGAACGAUAUAUAUUUGAUAGAUCAUAGUGUAAGCAUAGUCGUCUUAACCAUAUUUUGGUUAUUGUCUUUGUCAGCAGGGCUAGCCUGGUAAUAGUUACUGGCUAGUUGGGCAGCUGGCUGUAUGUCAGGCAGCCAAAUCUAUGAAAUAAAACAAACUAAAAAGAAAUAUGAAUUUA
This is a messenger RNA of Branchiostoma belcheri (Belcher's lancelet), 2599 nucleotides long. RefSeq names its product kynurenine 3-monooxygenase-like. The coding region runs from base 183 to 1640 and encodes 485 amino acids. The record is from RefSeq and is a predicted model, not a curated record. Gene Ontology annotation, cellular component: mitochondrial outer membrane. Gene Ontology annotation, biological process: NAD+ metabolic process; quinolinate biosynthetic process; L-tryptophan catabolic process. Gene Ontology annotation, molecular function: kynurenine 3-monooxygenase activity; FAD binding; NAD(P)H oxidase H2O2-forming activity. Lineage: Eukaryota; Metazoa; Chordata; Leptocardii; Amphioxiformes; Branchiostomatidae. The transcript is spliced from 18 exons.